AUGGAGAAUAAGCUGUUUCUUGGAACCCUAAUAUGUCUAUUCCUUGUGACACAAGCCACCAGCAACGAUGACAACAAUUACACUGAUAACGAAACGAUUCAUCCCAGCGAAUACUACAGCUCAGACUUCGAACUCAAAGACGGAACCAAUGUGAUAUUCGAAGCUAUCAAUGAGUUGAAAGGGAUCAAGAAACCAGAAGCAGGGUCCGAGUGCAGCAUUGGUCGGAAACACUGGACUAGGUCUCUUCCCGGAGACAUAUUUUACGCCAAGUUCUUCUUUUAUAGUGUUAACCCGAACGCAAAGGUGGUUAACCGGUGCCAUUUCCGGUCUAGUUUGGGUUAUGUCAAUAUUAAUAUUGAGAUCACUCCAGCGCUUGGACGGCGGUGUCCUGGUUAUAGAUGCAUUUUAGCGAUACAGCGUCGGCGUGAAGGGCUUUUGAUGAAAGAUACUAGUGAGCUUUUUCCUUGGACUCCUUGGCCUCGUCGUCAUACUCAACCAAGUUGCCUAAGAUGA
Molecule: messenger RNA, 513 nt
Organism: Eruca vesicaria subsp. sativa (arugula)
Lineage: Eukaryota; Viridiplantae; Streptophyta; Magnoliopsida; Brassicales; Brassicaceae
Source: the annotation of a GenBank genome assembly